GGUUUUCCUUUUAGUCUAAAAGUCUUAAAGAAAACAUCAACAUUUAGAUGAGUUUUGAUUGUGGUUACGUUGACACCUUUUGGUUGAGAAAAUUUCAAAAAUCCUCAAAUAUAAAAUUCAAUUUAAAUUCAAAUAAAAUGGUGGGAAGGCAGGAAGAAACGUAUCUUUAUGACCCUGAUUUGUUAUUGAAAUUGGAUUUCCAUCAAAGUCCUGCUAAAUUUAAUCCAUUUAUUUCUGCCGCUUGCCCAGGAGAAUCUUGGCUAAAGGUUCGCCCUUUAAAGGAUGGCGAUUAUGAUCGUGGUUUCCUGCAGCUACUAUCGCAGUUGACACAUGUUGGUCCUGUCUCUAGAACGCAAUUUUUAACUCGAUUUUCACAAAUGAAAGCCAGUGGUGACUACUUUGUGACUGUCAUAGAAGAUACACGCAAAAAUGAAAUUAUUGGCGCUGCAUCCUUGAUUAUAGAACGUAAAUUUAUACACAAUUGUGCUAUACGUGGUCGUUUGGAAGAUGUGGUGGUAAAUGAUACCUAUCGAGGCAAACAAUUGGGUAAACUUAUUGUAGUAUCAGUUUCCCUGUUGGCCCAAUAUUUGGGUUGCUAUAAAAUGUCUUUGGAUUGCAAGGAUAAAUUGAUAAAAUUCUAUGAAACCUUGGGUUAUGUUUUAAUACCCGGCAACUCCAAUUCCAUGACCAUACGUUAUGAUGAAUCUCCCGCUGUUAAACAGAAUUUAACAGCAUUUAAUGGCGCUGGCAGUGAAGCUUGUCAAACCGUGAGCCUCGAUUUUAACUCUUGACAAUUAGCCGCCAGUACUGCCGCUAAAUCAAAACUUUAAAAAUUGUUUUAAUUAUAAACAAAUACAGCUGUAAAUAUGACCAAAUAAAACGCCAUCAAAUGAUUGUAAAUACAGCUGCUAUUUUUUU
Calliphora vicina (urban bluebottle blowfly) is the source of this 918-nucleotide messenger RNA. RefSeq names its product glucosamine 6-phosphate N-acetyltransferase (gene Gnpnat). Gene Ontology annotation, cellular component: endoplasmic reticulum-Golgi intermediate compartment; endoplasmic reticulum; Golgi apparatus. The record is from RefSeq and is a predicted model, not a curated record. The transcript is spliced from 5 exons. The coding region runs from base 48 to 791 and encodes 247 amino acids. Gene Ontology annotation, biological process: UDP-N-acetylglucosamine biosynthetic process. Gene Ontology annotation, molecular function: monosaccharide binding; glucosamine 6-phosphate N-acetyltransferase activity. Lineage: Eukaryota; Metazoa; Arthropoda; Insecta; Diptera; Calliphoridae.